Penicilliopsis zonata CBS 506.65 is the source of this 1808-nucleotide messenger RNA. RefSeq lists its product as hypothetical. Bases 56 to 1720 code for a protein of 554 amino acids. NCBI's taxonomy places the organism in Eukaryota, Fungi, Ascomycota, Eurotiomycetes, Eurotiales, Aspergillaceae. The transcript has a single exon. The record is from RefSeq and is a predicted model, not a curated record.
UAUCUAUCUAUCUAUCUAUCUAUCGUUUCAUUGCUAUCAUUUAUACCCUUUCAUCAUGCCUGUUAGAAUCUCGACUGGUCUCGUGCAGGGCGUGCCCUCCGAGCUGCCCAACAUCACCGUGUACAAGGGCCUGCGGUACGCGGCGUCGACUGGCGGCGCGAACAGAUGGCGCGCCCCCCAGCCGCCGGCGUCGUGGGAGGGCGUCAAGGUGGCCGACACGUUCGGCCCGCCGUGUCCGCAGGUGGCCUUCGGGGCUGUCGACCUGGUGGUGGAGCCCAGCGAGGACUGCCUGUCGCUGAACGUGUGGACGCCCGUCGACGUGGAGAAGACCGACGUCGCCAGCGCCGAGAAGCUGCCCGUGUUUGUGUGGAUCUACGGUGGCCGCUUCAUUGCCGGCUCGGGCUCUGAGCGGGCGUACGACGGCGCGGGCCUCGCCUCCAAGGGAAUCGUGGUGGUCACCCUCAACUACCGUGUCGGUAUUCUGGGAUUCCUGGCGACUCCCGAGCUGAGCGCUGAAUCCGGCCACAACUCGUCGGGCAACUACGGUAUCCUCGACCAGAAUGCCGCCCUGAAGUGGGUGCAGGAGAACAUUGCUGCGUUUGGCGGUGAUCCGGCCAAGGUGACGGUUGGUGGACAGUCUGCCGGCGGUGCCUCGACGGGUCUGCACAUCCUCUCCCCCCUGUCGAGGGGUCUGUUCCGCGCCGCGAUCCCCCAGUCUGGCUGGCGGUACCCUCGCGACCCGUUGCUGAGCGGGUUGGCCCCCGCAUACCGCACGAAAGAAGUUGCCGAACGUCAGGGCGCCGAGACGGUGCGCGAGAAGGGAGCCGCCACGCUGGAGGAGCUGCGGGCGAUGCCGCUGGACAAACUGCUGGAGGGGAACAACAAGAACGACGACCGAUGGGGCAACCCGCCGUUCUACCGGCCGUGUAUUGACGGAUAUGUGAUCCCGCUCAACUACAACGAGUCGCUGCAGGAGGGGAUCCAGGCGGACGUGCCCAUCAUGACGGGCCACAACGCCGACGAGGGCGGCACGUACACCGACCCUGCCUUUGACGAGAACGACUUCAAGGCCUGCGCCGAGCAGAAGUACGGCGCCGCCCUGCUCGACCAAUUCCUCAAGCUGUACCCUGUUGUCGACGGGGAUGCCCGGGCCGCCUGGAACGACGCCGCGCGCGACCACUCGCGUAUGACGACCGCUCUGUGGACGGAGGAGUUCCACAAGCACGGCAAGAGUCCUAUCUACGGAUACUUUUACACGCACGCUCCCCCCGCUCGGGCCGGUGGACCGGACUCGGUCUUCAAGAAGAAGAAGGAGGGAGAAGAAGAGAAGAAGGAGAAGGAGGAGGAAGAAAAGCCCCAGCUGCGGAUCUACGAGUCUGCCGUGCCUCGCAAUGUCUACACGUACAGCAAGAUCGGACCUGGCGGUCGUUUCGGCGCCUUCCACGGAGCUGAGAUCCCCUACGCCCUUAACAACCUGUACGCACAGGAGGGGUACGAGUACGGCGAGACGGACCACCAGGUUGCUGCCAGCAUGUCGGGCUACUGGGCCAACUUCAUCAAAACGGGCAACCCGAACGGCGAGGGGCUGCCGGAGUUCCAGGCGACGGGCGACGGCAAGAUCAUGACUCUGGGCGCGGAGAAUGGCAUGAUUGAUGUGGUGGAUGUUGCGGAAAAGCAGGCUUUCUGGAGGGAGUGGUUUGCCACGCAGCCUAUUUGGUGAGCAGCUAUAGCGAGUUUCGAGCUGUAUCGUUAAUGUAGACAUGAUAGAUGAAUUCAAUAAUAAGACUUAAGAAUAGGUACAUAGUGAU